Molecule: messenger RNA, 4118 nt
Organism: Physella acuta
Lineage: Eukaryota; Metazoa; Mollusca; Gastropoda; Physidae
Product: pyruvate carboxylase, mitochondrial
Biological process (GO): gluconeogenesis; pyruvate metabolic process
Cellular component (GO): cytoplasm
Molecular function (GO): metal ion binding; pyruvate carboxylase activity; ATP binding
Source: RefSeq, a predicted model, not a curated record
AGGUCUACUCAGGCUAACCUAGAUUAAAGAAUUUUUUUUCGCCGCCGUGUAACACUGACAAAAACGAAUUGAUCUAGAAUUAUCGGCCUCCAAUGCUAGUCGUGCAGCAAACAAUGACAUAAGAGUGACUCUAAAGCUAAAAGUUUUAGCCUAAAACUAAACACACUCAGAACUAGAUCUAGAUCUACACAUUUUAUAUUGCUGCAGUGAACUAAAGACUAAAGUGAAAGUGGGACUGCAUGAAUUAUUGCAGUCAUUAUUAACUUCAAAUAGUUGACAUAGAAUCUAGUCUAUAUCUAUUAGCUAGUCUAGUUCUAGUGAGACUGUUUAGUUUUUAGUAGACAAGGCAAAGAUAAAGAAAGCAGUUGAAAGUGUUGUGAAGUUUACUCAGACUCAAGCUGGCUUUGUUGAACCUCAGCAGGUAUACAGUCCUCAACCAUACUACAAUAACACCUCACCCCAAGACACGUCAAGCCGGUCCUAAGUGCUGACCACUAGGACAUUGAGAAAUGUUGCGGUUGCAGACGCGUGUGUGCAGCCUGCACAAUGUGGCGUCCACCUCCAUGGCCAGGGCCACUAAAGCCACCUCGCUGUAUGGCAGCAGCCUGUCCAAGACCUUACCUGACAUGAGGCCACAGUCUACAAGCACCAAGGAGAAUAUCAAACCUAUCAAAAAGCUCAUGGUUGCCAACAGAGGAGAGAUAGCAAUCCGUGUGUUUCGAGCUUGUACGGAGAUGGACAUUAGGACAGUGGCCAUCUACUCAGAGCAAGACAUCAAUCAGAUGCACAGGCAAAAGGCUGAUGAAUCCUACCUGAUAGGGAAGGGGAUGGCCCCAGUAGCAGCUUACCUGAACAUACCUGAGAUCAUUACAAUAGCACAGGAAAAUGAUGUGGAUGCCAUCCACCCAGGCUACGGGUUCUUGUCGGAGAGGUCUGACUUUGCUAAAGCCUGUGUUGAUGCUGGGAUCAGGUUUAUUGGGCCUUCACCUGAGGUGGUUCGCAAAAUGGGUGACAAGGUUGAAGCCAGGCAGGCGGCCAUAGACGCAGGUGUGCGUGUGGUACCUGGCACCCCCGGGCCUGUGGUAUCAGCAGACGUAGCCAUGGAGUUCUGCAAGCAACAUGGUCUGCCUGUCAUCUUUAAAGCUGCUUUUGGUGGAGGUGGCAGAGGAAUGAGGGUGGUCAAGAAACUAGAUGAAGUUACAGAAAAUUUCAACAGAGCCUACUCUGAAGCCUUGUCUGCAUUUGGGAAUGGAGCUCUUUUUUUGGAGAAGUUUGUUGAAAGCCCUAGACAUAUUGAAGUUCAAAUUAUAGGUGACAGAGCUGGCAAUGUUUCCCAUUUGUUUGAAAGAGACUGUUCAGUUCAGCGUCGGCACCAAAAAGUUGUGGAAAUAGCUCCAGCCCCCCAGCUUGACCCAAAGAUUCGUGACAGUAUGAACAGAGAUGCAGUGCAGCUUGCCAAGUUUGUGGGGUAUGAGAACGCCGGGACAACAGAGUUCCUGCUGGACAAAAAUGGCCAGUACUUCUUUAUUGAGGUCAACGCUAGGCUACAAGUUGAACAUACAGUGACGGAACAGGUCACUGGAGUUGACCUUGUUCAAGCUCAGAUAAAAGUAGCAGAAGGCUACACGCUACCUGAAUUGAAUUUAACCCAGGACAAAAUCAACUUGAACGGCUGUGCUAUUCAGUGCAGGAUGACAACAGAAGACCCUUCCAGAAACUUCCAGCCUGACACUGGAAGAAUUGAGGUGUUCCGUAGUGGAGAAGGUAUGGGCAUCCGUCUGGACAGUGCUUCUGCUUUUGCUGGUGCAGUGAUAUCCCCUUACUAUGAUUCUCUCAUGGUAAAGGUCAUUGCUCAUGCCAAGGACCACCCAGCUGCAUGUGCAAAAAUGCUUCGUGCUCUCAGGGAAUUUCGAAUCAGAGGUGUCAAGACCAACAUCCCGUUCUUGUUAAACGUUUUACAAAACGAGACCUUCCUGAAGGGAUCAGUGGACACAACAUUUAUUGACGAGCACCCUCAGCUGUUCAACUUUGCCCCAAGUCAGAACAGGGCCCAGAAGCUGCUGCACUACCUGGGCAGCAUCAUGGUCAACGGUCCAUCUACUCCCCUGGGGACAAACUUGAAACCAACUGAAGUUGUGCCCACAGUCCCAAGUGUGCCAUUAGAUGAAAGAGGCAAGGCUUCAAAACCCCCAGAGGGUCUUAGAGAUAUUAUUGUGAAGAAAGGCCCGGCAGCGUUUGCUAAGCAUGUCAGAGAACACAAGGGCCUUCUGCUGACUGACACGACCUUCCGAGAUGCCCAUCAGUCACUGCUGGCCACCAGGGUCAGGACCUUUGACCUGAAGAGGAUUUCUCCUUUCUUGUCCCACAACUUUACACCACUUUACAGCACAGAGAACUGGGGAGGAGCUACUUUUGAUGUUGCGCUGCGUUUCCUUCACGAAUGUCCAUGGGAGCGUUUGAGAGAGCUCAGACAGCUGAUCCCAAACAUUCCGUUCCAAAUGCUUCUACGUGGUGCCAAUGCUGUAGGCUACACAAACUACCCUGAUAAUGUGGUCCACAAAUUUUGUGAUCUGGCUGUAAAGAAUGGUAUGGACAUCUUCAGAAUCUUUGACUCUUUGAAUUAUGUACCCAAUAUUGUUGUAGGCAUGGAGGCUGCAGGAAAUGCAGGUGGUGUAGUGGAGGCUGCCAUGUCAUACACUGGUGAUGUCUCUGACCCAACCAAAAAGAAAUACAACCUGGAGUACUACGUCAAGCUGGCUGAUCAACUGGUGAAAGCUGGCACACAUGUUCUCUGUAUUAAGGACAUGGCCGGUCUACUGAAACCAAAAGCUUCAACCCUCCUGAUCCAAACACUGAAGGAUAAAUUUCCUGACAUACCAAUCCACGUACACACCCAUGACACCUCCGGAGCUGGUGUGGCCUCCAUGUUAGCCGCAGCCCAGGCUGGUGCUGAUGUGGUUGACGUGGCUGUAGACUCCAUGUCUGGUCUCACCUCACAACCAAGUAUGGGGGCUGUGGUUGCCUCUUUGGAAAAAACAGAACUUGACACUGGUCUCAGCUUGGAUAGAGUAUCUGAAUAUUCAGCCUAUUGGGAACAAGCCAGAAACCUUUAUGGUCCAUUUGAAUGUACAGUAACAAUGAAAAGUGGCAACGCUGAUAUUUACAAGAAUGAAAUUCCAGGUGGUCAGUACACAAACUUGCAGUUCCAAGCCUUCAGUCUGGGUCUAGCUGACCAGUUUGAGGAGAUCAAGAAGAUGUACUCCGUUGCUAACAUGCUUUUGGGAGAUCUACCCAAGGUUACCCCAUCAUCCAAAGUUGUAGGCGACAUGGCCCAAUUCAUGGUCCAGAACAAGCUGACAGCUAAGGAUGUGCAGGAAAAAGCUUCAGAACUCUCCUUCCCUUCCUCAGUUGUGGAAUACUUCCAGGGUUAUCUUGGAGAGCCCCCUGGUGGCUAUCCAGAACCCCUGAGAACACAGGCUCUGAAAGGUGCUAAGACAAUUAGCGGCAGACCUGGAGAGACAUUACCUCCUAUCAACUUCUUAGAAAUUAGAGAUAAACUAAUAGACAAGUAUGACCAGUUGAUUACAGAGGAGGAUGUCAUGAGUGCUGCUUUGUACCCAAAAGUCACUGAUGAGUAUUUAGACUUCAAAAGUAGAUUUGGACCAGUAGACAAGUUAGAUACUAAAACAUUUUUAGUAGGACCAAAGGUGGCAUCAGAAUUAGAGGUCCAAUUAGAGAAAGGCAAAAGUUUAUCUAUUGUCACAUUAGCUGUGAGUGAUCUGAGCAAGACAGGAUCCAGGGAAGUUUUCUUUGAGCUCAACGGCCAACUCAGAUCUGUGAGAGUCAAAGAUACUGCUGCUCAAAAGGAGAUGCACGUACAUCCCAAGGCUGUAAAAGGUGUGUUGGGUUCAGUUGGUGCUCCAAUGCCAGGUACUGUGGUUGACAUUAAGGUGAAGGAAGGUGAUGUUGUGGAAAAGGGUCAACCACUGCUGGUGUUGAGUGCCAUGAAGAUGGAGAUGGUGGUCACUGCGCCUUUGGCAGGCAAGGUUAAGCUCAUCUCUGUGACCAAGAACAUGAAACUAGAAGGGGAUGACUUGUUGGUGGAGAUAGAACAUUAA